Mangifera indica (mango) is the source of this 645-nucleotide messenger RNA. RefSeq lists its product as uncharacterized. Bases 103 to 537 code for a protein of 144 amino acids. The transcript has 2 exons. NCBI's taxonomy places the organism in Eukaryota, Viridiplantae, Streptophyta, Magnoliopsida, Sapindales, Anacardiaceae. The record is from RefSeq and is a predicted model, not a curated record.
ACAUGACCACCUUAAAUUAGCCUUUCUUUACUAGAACGCGUAAAAACUUCCACCAACUUCCGAAACUACUUUUCUUCUCUUCCAAAUUCAUGCGUGAGCGCCAUGGACGACAUUUUCAAAACAACUUUAAUCCUUCUUUUUCUCUGCUUCCUCCUUCUUUCUCAUCAAACCCCCUUUGCCGCAGGUGAUGGCCGAGGAGGAGCAACAGACACUUCCAUACUACAAGAAGAGAAACCAUCUCUAGCCAAGAUGGUAACAGAUUCAAUUUCUACUUUGAAAAACUCCCACGAAAAUUCCUGGGGAAAAAUUAAGACAGUCUUUCAUGCCAUGCAGUUAAAGUUUUUUCCUCCAGAUUUAGAUUUCAGAGGGGCCAAUGAAGCAGAUGCCGAAGGUGGGGCCGGAGAGAAAGUGAAAGAAGCAGCUAAGAAGAGUGCAAGCAAGAGCAAAAUUGCAGUGGAAGAAUCAGCAAAAUCUGCUGCAGAAGCAGUGCAACAGACAGCUGAGAUCGUGAAAGAGAAGCUUCAUGAUGAACUUUAAUUAUCUGGGUCAUUACCAUGCCAGAACCCCAGCGGUUUGGCAUGAAAAAACAUCAUUGUAUCGGUUAAAAAAAAUUCUCUGAAUAAACUAUCGAUAUUUUCAGUCAAA